ACAUCUUCCUCUCUCCAGAGGUUCAAGAGUUCAGAAGCUUUUCAGAGAAAAGUGAUGUCUAUGCUUUUGGGGUAUUCCUCUUGGAAUUAGUAAGUGGAAGAGAAGCAUCAGAACCAUCCCCUUCAAGCUCAACACAAACUCUAGUCGAAUGGAUGCAAAACAUAACGGAUUACACUGAGAUACCCGCAAUGAUCGAUGAGAGACUAGGUGGUACAUACACAGCAGAAGGAGUGGAGGAGGUUAUUACACUGACACUGAUAUGUCUUGAUGUAUCAAGUGAGAAGAGACCAACAAUGAGUUACGUUGUGACGGAGCUUGAGAGAAUAUUGGACAAAGAAGUGAGCUUAACAACAGUAAUGGGUGAAGGUACUCCAACUGUUACUCUUGGUAGUCAGCUUUUUAAAGCAUCAAAGUGAUUACAAAGGAACCAGCUUUACAUAAAUAGACAUAUAUUUAUAUAUAAGUUCUCUGAGACAAAACUAAACAGAGAACUUAAGAGGAGGAGGAAGAAGAAGACUGAUCAGCUGCUUUGUGUUAAUUGUAUAAAGAACAGCUGAGCUAUUUAUUAUUCGUUCUUUUUAAUUGUUACUUCCUUUUGAUGGUUUAUUUCAGCUUUUUUUUUUUUUGAAAAUGAGUGCAGAAAAUUGAACAUUGUAAAAACAUUAUUUAUUGAUAUAAAGGAAGCAAAGAGUGGAGUGUUGUGUGA
Molecule: messenger RNA, 706 nt
Organism: Brassica napus (rape)
Lineage: Eukaryota; Viridiplantae; Streptophyta; Magnoliopsida; Brassicales; Brassicaceae
Product: putative receptor-like protein kinase At1g72540
Exons: 3
Coding region: 153-416 (87 amino acids)
Source: RefSeq, a predicted model, not a curated record